Molecule: messenger RNA, 4002 nt
Organism: Periophthalmus magnuspinnatus
Lineage: Eukaryota; Metazoa; Chordata; Actinopteri; Gobiiformes; Gobiidae
Gene: sgpp1b
Product: sphingosine-1-phosphate phosphatase 1b
Exons: 3
Coding region: 261-1652 (463 amino acids)
Biological process (GO): phospholipid dephosphorylation; sphingosine metabolic process
Cellular component (GO): endoplasmic reticulum membrane
Molecular function (GO): sphingosine-1-phosphate phosphatase activity
Source: RefSeq, a predicted model, not a curated record
AGAAGCAGCGGGACAUAGGACACAGCCAACAGUCUUCCGUUUUUACACUUUUACACCACUUUUCUAUAUAGUUUGACUACUUUUAAUAAGUUUUACCGCUGGGUUUAGCAUUUUUUUUUACACUUUACUCUGGUUAAUUAGCUGUUAUUAGCAAUGCAACGGUCGAGAAGCUAAUGUUAGCCGAGUGCUAGCAGGGAAAGUAGCCGGGGUUAGAGCUCCACUUCUCGGCUACAUGUAAUCCGCAGAAUCGGGGAUAAAUCAUGGAACACUCUAGCCAAUUCGGAGGAUUAUUUCGUUAUCUCCAAGACCCUUAUCUUGUUGCCCGUUUUCAGCGCAUUUGCGGAGUCCGGGGCACGUUUCCGAAGACCACCGCGGAGGAGUGUAACAACAGCGGGGACAGAGGAGAAUGUGACCGAAAACAAGCGCGCAGCAACGGGGCAUGUUCUCACCACUCGCCGGGGGAAAGCCAUGGGGAAACAGCGGGGGUUUUCGGGACUGGAGAAGAGGAGACACACAAGAGCAAUUCACAAGGACUUCACAAAAGAUCUAAAGGUGUAAAUGCAUCCAAACAACCAGGGAAAGGUGGGGAAAAGUUGACCCAAAAUGGUGCAGCUGGUCAGGGGGGAGAGACUGCAGGCAGCGCCGUGAAACCGCUUCGGAAAAACUCGCUUACUGGAGACGCGGGGCAAGAGUUUAUCAUAGAAAACCGCAUUUUGUAUUACUUAUUCACCUUUGGAACCGAACUGGGGAAUGAGCUGUUUUAUAUCACGUUUUUCCCCUUCGUAAUGUGGAAUAUUGAUGCUUUCGUGGCGCGUAGGAUCAUCUUGGUUUGGGUCUGGGUCAUGUAUCUCGGUCAGUGCACCAAGGAUCUCCUCGGCUGGUCCAGACCUGCUUCUCCUCCCGUGGUUAAAGUGGAGAUGUUCUACAACUCCGAGUACAGCAUGCCCUCCACGCACGCCAUGUCCGGAACCGCCAUCCCCUUCGCCCUCUUCUACAUGACCCUCGGCCGCUGGGAGUAUCCUUUUGCUGUGGGUCUGUCUGUGGCUCUGAGCUGGUGCGUCCUGGUCUGUGUGAGCCGCAUCUACAUGGGCAUGCACUCUCUACUGGAUGUAUUUGCUGGUGUGCUGUACUCCUCCCUGAUCCUGCUCGUGUCUCUCCCGGCUUUAGACUCCGCAGACCUCUUCAUCCUCCACAGCCACUGGUCUCCUCUCCUCAUCAUCGCCCUGCCCUUCGCCCUGGCUCUACUGUGCUUCCACUUGGACGCUUGGAGCACGUCACGGGGGGACACGGCUCAGAUCCUGGGCACUGGAGCGGGCGUAGCUUUAGCUUCUCACGUUAACCUCCGCCUCGGUUUCAGUCGUGAUCCUGUGUUCGUCUCUCUCUCCUUCCCUCCGCUCUCCUUUUCACUCUUCGUCACAGCUUUGGUGCGGUUGAUCAUUGGUGUGGCAGUUUUGGUGUUGACACGCGCGGUGAUGAAAGCUAUUACCCUGACGACGCUGUGCCGGGUGCUCAGGUUGGGAGGGGGCGGAGACGUGAGGCGGGCGCGGCAACAUAUGGAAGUGGAGCUUCCAUACAGGUACAUCGUCUAUGGAACGGUGGGAUUCAACGUGCUGUUCCUCGUGCCUCUGCUGUUCAGCUACAUGCAGUUCUGAGCGAGACUACACCACCCACAAUGCACUGCAGGGAGAUGACUGCAACUCCCAGGAUGCACUGCCCCGAGACAACUGCAACUCCCAGAAUGCACUGCACUAAGAAAAAAAUGACAGAAAACUACACAGCAUAUUACAGAUCUAUGACAGAAAACUACAGGCCCCACAAUACCCGUCUCUGACCUUGAUUUCAUUGAUUAAUUUAUUAGGACAAUGUAUAAUUACAUUAAGUAUAAAAGCAGAGAUGUUUGUACCAGACUGUAGCUUAACACCUAAACCCCUCACUAGGGAUGCACUGAUCCAAUACUAGUACCGGAUAUUUGAGCUGAAAAAUGAGCUGAUCCGAUCUCUGGUUGGACACAUAAAUUGAUGAAGUCUAUUUACUGCCCGUAGUUGACCCAAAUCUCAUAAUGUGUUAACUUACUUUUACAAAGGUGUCGGAUAAAUAACAGCUACGUAACACAUUUGGACCCGUUCUCUCUUAUUUUAUUUUAGUUUAAAAUAAAUGCCUGCAGACUUCAUUCUCUGCACUGGUAUCAGUUGAUAUCGGAUAUACUUAAAGCUUUAGUGUUGAAAUUACUAUUGGAACUGAAAGAGCUGGAUCGGCGCAUCUCACUUUUCACUGGUGGAAGGAGAACUUAUUGUGUUAAUUAUCAGUGGGGUGAGGAAUAUAUUACCAGAAAAAAACAUGUUUAAUUGUUCAUAUCGGUAGGUGGUACAGUUAAGUAAAAUGUGAUGGUUUAGAAGUCUUUUUUGUUUUAUUUAUUUUUUUAUCCCCAAAUUUGUUCUAAUUGCAGCGAUAUCCAGAAUACACCACAGUUAAGCCUUUUUCAACACUGACUCUAAGCUAAACCCAUGAUGCCUUCCUCUCCAGCUUCAUGCAGCUCUGAACUACAGCUCCCAUGAUGCACUGCUCUGACCACUGAUCUUCUACUGUGCUUUUUUAAGACUUUAAACCCAUAUUUUUAUACUUCCAAAUCGUAAAAGUUUUCACUGCCUUGUAAUUGACUGUGGCUUUGACUGUUAUUGCUUAAGUAAAUGGGAGAAUUUACAGAUAUAACUUAUUGCACUGGCUUUAAAGGUGCACUGUGUAAGUUUUCUGGUGCAGGGUCUGCCACCCCCUUGCCUCCAUGGAAAUGUUAUUGCAUUGCCUAAAAUAUUCCACAGUAUGGCGUUACACUUAUCCAUCUUGCAUUUAUUCAAUAGCAGGUGUUCUUACUGUGAGUGGAGUUGCUUCUCCAUGGAUCUGACCUGUAACUUUACCUGGUGAUGUGCUAUGUUCCCUCUUUUCUCCAUGUAGGUAGAUAAGACUAAUUCCAUACUGUGGAACAUUCUUCUGCCACCUAAAAACUUACAGUGUCCCUUUAAUGAAAAAAAUUAAAUAAAUAAAUGAUGAAUAACUUCCAGGUAGCCAGUACAUCUGAACAUGUUUUAAACUUGAGGAUGGACCACUAAGAAACUAAACUGCCUUUUGCACAAAAAAUAUUCCGAAUUGUCUCAAAAAUGCAUUUAAUUUUGCCUUAAACAUAAAAACCACUUACAAAUACAUUUUCUAUUCUGCCUUUUGCAAAAAUAUACUGCUUUUUUCUACGGCUGUACGACACAUCUUUACAUUACUUCAUCACACUGGGGGUGUUCUGCAUGUAUGUCUGGAAAUUCAGAUGUUGCCAUGGUGACACAUUGCACACAUUAGUAAACACUGACAUGUUUUAAAAUAAUCUGAAAACUCAAGAAAUACAAAAUGUAUUUAAACAACACGUUUUCAGGAGCCUGUGAUCAAUACGAGCGUUCAUGUUCUGUUUAGGAGACUGAAAAACUGUUGGCUAAUGCUAGCUAGCUUGUGACUGUAAUGUCACUUGAGACGGACAUGAAACCAUCUCACCUGUUGCAGUUCCAACUACGUCAGUGCUUUAUGGUCAGAUUGUGUCAAAACAAAGCUCAGAUUAAAGUUGAAACAGUAACAGAGCUUCAGACAGAGUAGUGCCUACACUUAGCAUCACCUCCAGGGAUUGUUGAUGACAUCAGCUGCAAAGUAUCAGUUUUUAUUAUUUUAGGUGAGCAAUUUUAAACCAAGAACCUUAAAGUCAAAACUCAGAGAUGUUUUUUUGUUUUUUGUUUUUUGUUUUACUUUUUUCUAAAGCAAUAGAACCUGUGGACUGUUAAAUGCAUUUAUUCCAAAGUAUUUCAAGGUUUUGUUUAGAAAGAUGGACUCUUCAUGGCACAUAUUUUAGAAUGUUUUUACAUGAUUCUUUGACACUGUAGUUGUUUAGUUUGAGAGAUUUCUGUGUUUGAUUUGUUCUGGUCUCAGGAGAAAAGUUAAAAUAAUAACUGUAAAAAUAAAAAUUGUGUUUUC